Molecule: messenger RNA, 1479 nt
Organism: Letharia lupina
Lineage: Eukaryota; Fungi; Ascomycota; Lecanoromycetes; Lecanorales; Parmeliaceae
Exons: 3
Coding region: 1-1479 (492 amino acids)
Source: RefSeq, a predicted model, not a curated record
AUGGAUGCGGACCAACCUAUUCAAUUGACCCCCAAACAAUCACACAAUUCCGCUGAAGCUAUUGAUACUCAAUCUACCAGCUCUAGCGAUUUAUCUUCUCAUGAAUAUUGCAAACAACUUCUGCUCAACCUUACUCCCUAUGUCUUGAUCCCAGCAACACCAGCAAGACAAACAUCGGAGUUUUUUGAUAGUAUCAACAACCUCGACCCAGUCAAAUUCAGUCCGCCCGAUUCUAAUCAAACACACUUGAAGAAAGCAAUGUCAGACGCCAGCUUCGCCAAGCUCAAUCCAUUCUACGACGAGCGCUACACUCAGAUGGAAGACUUCUACGAUUCUCAAGCAUGGAAAGUUGGCACGGGGACUGGGAAGUCUCCACAGCCUCCACCCAAAUAUGGCCACCACAAGGGCCACAAAUCGCCUGGCAUGGCGCACUCGCAAUCCGAAGGAAACAUCGACUUUCGCUCUCGUGGAACUAAAGAUCAUAACCUUCGAGUCGGCAAGACUUUUGAGGGUGCUGCUGGCGAUUACUACACCAGGUCGAGCGAGGAUACCGAUGCCUCAUCCUCCUUCUCUCGCGGUCGCACUAUUACUCGCACGCCAUCUCCCGUCAAGGCUUUGGAAGACAUCAAAGAAGAUCAGGCAUCCAACUCCCCUCCAAGUCCGACCAAGCGUUCCCGUUCACCUUUCAAGCAGAUGUUUGGCGAGAAGGGAUGGCUUGGCAGAAGCACGAGCAUGAACGAGCUACCAAAUGAGAAGUAUCGCAAGACUGGUAUCAAGCAUUGGGGUGGUAAGAUUAAGCAACGUGUUGAGAAUCUGACCGAAGAUGUGUCGAAGGUGUCAAAGUUCAUACCAACGACCCUCUACCAGCACGAAUCGCCAUCCAAGUCUCCUUCCAAGACCAAAUUCUACGUCUCCCUCAGUCCUCCUAUGCAAGCAAAGCUGUACUCCGAAAUGGAGCUCAUGAUCUGCGCCACAGCCAACCAGUACCUCAAUGUCCAGCAGAAAGAAGGCCGCAUGACCGUUGAGAGUCUCAAAAAGGUCACUGAGUGGUGGGCCAGCAAGAACCGCCCUCAAGUCAUCGAGUUCAUGUUCGACCAAGCCACACAGCGUGAUUUGGUCCUCUACAACCUCAAAAGCUUUCGCUUCUAUGGGCCAAACGCCGACAACUCCUUUCAGAUGAACGCAAUGAUGCAAUCCUGGAAAGCACUAUCUCGUGAUAUGAGUGUGCGCACAUUUUGCACGCCGGAUAGCGUCAUUAGGAAGCAUACGCAUGAUUGCUACAAGAUCUUGGAGAUGCUUGGGGCGCCUUUGGUGACGUUUAUGGCGUUCCAGGAGAUUCAAAUGAAGGCGUUGAAGGUCAUGAGGGAGGAGCAGAAGAAGAGGGAUGAGUAUGAGGCUAUCAAGUUUGGAGUUGAGAGGAAGUGGGAAGCACCUACGGAAGGGGCAGAGGAGAAGGAGUUGUAUAACCCAUUUGCCUGA